UUGCCUCCUCUGCUCAGGCUGAAAGCUUGGAAACCCUAAAUUUCGAAUGUCCUCGAAAGUGUAGCCUCCCUUAGAUGCACUGGCGCAGCCGCGUUCCUCCUCCUCAACCCAUCCAUGGCGGAUCUUCCGCUGGAAGUCAUCAUCGAUAUUCUCUCUCGUUUGCCCGUCAAGUCCGUCCUCCGCUUCCGCUGUACCUGCAAGUCGUGGCGUUCCCUGAUUGACGGCUCCCACUUCAUCUCCUUCCAUCUCCACAAAUCACUCGAAACCAACCGCAACAAUCUCGUCAUUUUCAGGCAGAAUUCUGAUCUUCAGAUAGUUGAUUUCGAUACUCUCGAUGCAGCCGUCGAGGUCGUCCAUCCUCUCAUGUGCUAUGGUAAUCGCCUUAAGGUCUUAGGUUCUUGCAAUGGAUUGCUCUGCAUCUGCAACGUCGCUGAGGAUAUAGCUUUAUGGAACCCUUCUAUUCGUAAACAUAAAAUUCUUGCUUUGCUGCCUGUGGAGCGACGACCUGAAUCCGAUACUAGCUUAUUCGCUGCCAGAGUUUAUGGGUUUGGGUAUGAUUCCUUCUCCGAUGAUUAUAAAUUGCUCAGGAUUUCGUAUUAUAUUGACUUACACAGUCGUACUUUCGAUUCUCAAGUCAAGCUUUAUAGCCUGAGAACCAAUAGUUGGAAAACCAUUCAGCAUAUGCCUUACGCCCUAUGUUGUGCACGCACGAUGGGUGUUUUUGUUGGCGGGGCUUUACACUGGGUCGUCACUCGGAAGCUUGAGCCCGAUGCGCCCGAUCUGAUCAUUGCGUUUGAUCUGAAAUACGAAAAUUUUAGGGAGGUGCCUCUGCCUGACCUGGGAAAUCAGAAUUUUCAGAUGGAAGUGGCUCUGCUGGGGCGAUCCCUAUGCAUGCUUGCAAAUUACCAAAACACGCGAGUGGAUAUUUGGGUUAUGAAAGAAUAUGGACACAAAGAGACCUGGUGUAACUUGUUCACAUUGAAUGAAUCACAUGAGUUAGGAUCUCUAAAAUUUGUGAGGCCCUUAGCCUACUCGAGAGAUGGAAACAAGGUUUUCUUGGAACUGGACCAUAAGAGGCUCUGCUGGUUUGACUUGAAAAAUAAUGGAAUCAGUUCUAUUCAAAUCCCUAGAAUGCCCCCGUUAAUUGACGGAACAAUUUGUCUCGGAAGCCUUGUCCCACCAGCUCUAGAAAGUAGAAUUGAUAAACAGCAGCAAGAGUUGGAGGCAAAGAAAGAAAGGGAUGCCUUCCUGUCCGAGGGAUUUAAAUUGGUACUGUAGGUCAACAGCGGAACGAACGGUAGCUCCGAUAUCUCUUUGCCCUUUCAAUAGGUAGCUUCUUCUGUUUUGAAAUUAGACUUGGUUGCUAACCGGGAAAGAGUGAAACCGAUUAGCAACAGACUGGUGAGUACUCUUCUUAGGAUUCCUUUUUUGCUUGCAUUGCCUACAUUUUAUCCGUUCCUGUCUUCACAGGAAUGAAGGCUGAAGAGGGGACAAGAUACCAGAUGAUAUGGUGUUUUACUGACUCUGCUGGAGUCCAUAUAGCAGCCAGGGGAUGCUUUGCUUAAUGACCCUCAAAAACAAAAACUGCUGACCUCGACAGAAAUAUAAGACGUAUAUUUCUAUUGUAAUACAGUUAAGAUUCUGUUGCUGACCAUGUAAAUUUGUUUGUUUUCUUGCAAACAACCGGCUGAGUUAUGGAUAAACUUUGACAAAGCUCCAUAUGUAAUAAUCACUCCUUGCUUUCGUGUGAAAUGACGAUCGUGAGAUGAUUCGACAUGCGAGAGGAGAUACUAAUGAACAACCCGAGAAAAGAGUGAUUUAUUUUAUAUGCUUCAUAACAGGUUGUAUGAGCCUGCAUUCUGGGUGCUGAGCCUGGCCUAUCUACUGAGUUCCAAGUUUUCAUCUUAAGCAGGCCAAGUCGAAGUUCAAGUUUAUUCAAGCAGCUUGAUCUCAUUUUGAAUUUUGUCUAUUGAAGCAUGCAUGAUGUGGCAGCACAACAUGUCUUUCAUCUGCCCGAUACGCUAAACACUACAACAGGGUUGGAUUUUAUGCAAUGUUUGCACGGAAUUCAAAAUGAAUUCAGUUAUUAUUUACUAUUUGUUUGAUAGGGAUCAACACAAAUUAAUACGCAAGCCUCCAAGGGCUGGUAUAAAUUUAAGGGUCUUUGGCUAUUA
This is a messenger RNA of Neltuma alba, 2174 nucleotides long. RefSeq names its product F-box protein CPR1-like. The transcript is spliced from 2 exons. The coding region runs from base 115 to 1278 and encodes 387 amino acids. Lineage: Eukaryota; Viridiplantae; Streptophyta; Magnoliopsida; Fabales; Fabaceae. The record is from RefSeq and is a predicted model, not a curated record. Gene Ontology annotation, molecular function: protein binding.